Lactuca sativa (garden lettuce) is the source of this 1508-nucleotide messenger RNA. Its product is annotated as putative protein phosphatase 2C 34. The record is from RefSeq and is a predicted model, not a curated record. NCBI's taxonomy places the organism in Eukaryota, Viridiplantae, Streptophyta, Magnoliopsida, Asterales, Asteraceae. Gene Ontology annotation, molecular function: protein serine/threonine phosphatase activity. Gene Ontology annotation, biological process: protein dephosphorylation.
UCAAAUACAAAAGGAAGUUUGUGGAGCAUUUGUAUGCACACAACCUGUUUGUGUAAAUGCGCAAGUGACUUUGGAAAACUUUUCUAAGAAACAGAUGGAGUGGAAGCUACCUGUUUGUAUAAAUGCCCAAGUGAAUUCUGUGUCCUUCAAUUUAGCUUAAUUCUGAGCUACCUCCAUUGAAGAUCGUUCGUACGUUCAAGCAAAACUGGCGAAGAAACAAGAAAAAAUGGUUCAGUUUUCUUCGUUUUUGAAUGGAAUAACGAGAAAUAUUACAACAAAAAACGUGAAGAAACGGAGGAUUAAUUUUGGAAGAGAAGCUACUAAUGCUUUAGCCAAGGAAGCAAGAAAAAAUGGUUUAUUAUUGACUUCUCCCGGUAGCGUUUGUGCAAAUGGAUCGAGUAAUUAUGUGUCCGCUUAUUCGAAGGGCGGGAAUAAAGGAAUCAAUCAAGAUUCCUUCAUCGUGUGGGAGUCGUUUGGAGGUAAGGAAGGCGUGAUGUUUUGUGGUGUUUUUGACGGGCAUGGUCCGUGGGGGCAUCUUGUAGGAAAACGAGUGAAGAAAGUAAUGCCGGCUUAUUUGCUUCACUUUUGGCAAGAAGCUUGUGCUCAAUAUUCGGUGGAUUCGUUAAAAAAUUCAAAUUUUGAUCAAUUUGGUAUGUGGAAGAAAUCUUUCAUGAAAACUUGCUCGACUGUUGAUUAUGAUCUUGAGCUUCAUCCGGUGAUCGAUUCGUUUUUUAGUGGUGCUGCUGCCGUGACUAUAAUCCGAGAGGGGGAUCUUCUUGUGUUAGCAAAUGUUGGUGAUUGUCGAGCGGUUCUUGGAACAACUCAAGACGAUGGUAGCUUGGUCGCCGUUCAACUAACUGUAGACUUUAAACCAAAUUUACCUCAGGAAAGUGAAAGGAUAUAUAAGGCGGGAGGGAGUGUGUGUGAAUCAGAGGAUGAACCGGGAGUCUCAAGGAUUCGUGCUUCAAAUGACGAGACAUCCGAAGGUCCGGGACUCGCGCUUUCAAGGGCUUUUGGUGAUUAUUUUGUUAAAGACUUUGGUCUUAUUUCUGAGCCAGACGUGAUACAAACAACUAUAACCGCACGAGAUCGCUUUGUCAUUUUGGCAACCGAUGGGGUAUGGGACGUUGUCUCAAACGAAAAGGCAGUUGAGAUCGUUUCAUCAGCAUCAGAAAAGGACGAAUCAUCAAGAAGACUCGUUGACUACGCGUCCAAUCAAUGGAAGAGGCAAAGACCAGGUUUUUGUACGGAUGACAUCUCAGCUGUGUGUCUGUUUUUCCACAAUUCAUCAUCUUCUCAACAGAAAGAAUCUGAUUAGAUAAAAACAUUAAUGUUGCAUAUAUAUGGUCGGCAAGUUCUUAUUGCUGUUGUUUUUCAAUUUAAUAAAGUGUUUAUUUAGCAUUAUGGCUCAGUAACUGGAGCAAAAGGUAUAUAUAUAUUAUGGUUUAAUGACUUUCUUUUAAAAUUUAUAGUAGUAAUAAUAUUGGAGAUAUGGUUUAUUAUUCUAA